AUGGGGCUAAGAGUUGCCAGCCUUUUUAUGCUCUGGCUGGUGCUUUCCUGUGCGAGCGAAAUAAAACAAGGUAGGACAAGAAGCCAUGGCCACUAUGUCUGCAGCACUUGGGGGAACAACCAUUUCAAAACUUUCGAUGGAGACAUCUAUCAGUUUCCUGGUGUUUGUGAAUACAAUUUUGCUUCUGACUGCCGAGACUCUUACAGGGAGUUCUCUGUCCAAAUUCAGCGUGCUCUGAACAGCAAUAAUCAUCCUGUGAUCCAGUACAUUCUAAUAACAGUCAAGGACUUUACAGUGUACCUCACACCAAAACUGGCUGUGGUAGAUGGGCAGAUUGUCAAGACACCUUACUACAGCUCUGGUGUGCUCAUUGAAAACAAUGACAUUUACACCAAGGUUUAUGCCAAAUUAGGCCUGAUUCUGAUAUGGAAUCAGGAGGAUGCACUGAUGGUGGAGCUGGACAGCAAAUUCAAUAACUAUACGUGUGGUCUUUGUGGCGAUUACAAUGGCAUUCCAAUCUACAAUGAGUUUAUCAGUGGAGUCGCAAGCUACAAUUCGAUUACAUAUGGGAAUUUACAGAAGAUCAGCAAACCUAAUUCCAGAUGUGAGGAUCCUGAUGAAACUCAGGCUCUUCCAAGCUGUAACGAGCAUCGUGAUGAGUGUGAGAGGUUGCUAACUUCCUCUGCGUUUGCUGAUUGUCAUUCACGCCUGAAUGUGGAAAUGUAUGUCCAAGCCUGCAUGCAGGACAAGUGUGCCUGUAACGGAAUUGAGGACUCCUUCUGCCUCUGCAGCACCAUCUCUGAGUAUUCUCGCCAGUGUUCACAUGCAGGUGGUCGUCCGGGUGAAUGGAGGACACAGCGCUUUUGCCCCAAGACCUGUCCUGGUAACAUGAUCUAUAGAGAAAGCAGCUCACCCUGCAUGGAUACUUGUUCACACUUGGAGAUCAGCAGCCUUUGCGAAGAGCACUACAUGGAUGGUUGUUUCUGCCCUGAAGGAACUGUGUAUGAUGAUAUCACUGAGAAAGGCUGUAUACCUGUUAGCCAGUGCUACUGCAAGCUCCAUGGAAAGGGAUAUUCACCUGGACAAAGCAUCACCAGUGAAUGUGAAGAAUGCACCUGUGAUUCAGGUAGAUGGACAUGCAGGGAUUUACCCUGUCCAGGCAUAUGUUCAGUGGAAGGAGGUUCUCAUAUUACCACCUUUGAUGGGAAGAAAUACACCUUCCAUGGAGACUGUUACUAUAUGUUGGCCAAGGGUACUGCUAAUGAUUCUUAUGCCCUCCUGGCAGAGCUGUCUCCCUGUGGCUUCAUAGACAGGCAGACCUGCUUGAAGACUGUGGUGUUGCUAGUAGACCAUAAAAAAAAUGUCGUGGUUUUCAGAUCGGAUGGCAGUGUGCUACUGAAUGAGAUGACAGUGAACGUGCCUCAUGUGUCAGCCAGCUUCUCAAUUUUCAAGCCAUCUUCCUACUACCUCAUUGUACAGACUUCUUUUGGGCUUCGGCUACAGAUCCAGUUGCUUCCAGUCAUGCAACUGUUUGCGACUGUGAGUCCAUCAGCCAAAGAAAACGUGGAAGGUCUUUGUGGGAAUUUUAAUGGAAUAGAAGGUGAUGACUUUAAAACAGCCAGUGGGCUGGUAGAAGCUACAGGAUCUGCCUUUGCUAACACGUGGAAAGCUCAGUCCACCUGCACAGACAAGCUGGAACGGCUGGAAGACCCCUGCAGUCUCAGCAUUGAAAGCGCAAGUUAUGCUGAGCAUUGGUGUUCUUUGCUGAAAAACCCAGAAGGUCCUUUUGCCAGAUGUCACUUAGUCGUUGAUCCUUCAGAAUAUUAUAAGAAAUGUAAAUAUGACACCUGCCUCUGCAAGGACAGUGAAGAAUGCUUAUGUGCUGCCCUAUCCUCUUACUCAAGGGCCUGUGCUUUCAAAGGGAUCAUACUGGGAGGCUGGAGACAAACUGUCUGCACUAAGGAAGUGUCUGCCUGCCCAGAAAACCAAAUCUUUCUUUACAAUCUUACAAUGUGCCAGCAAACCUGUCGUUCAGUUGCUGAUGGUGAAAAGCACUGCUUGCAAGACUUUGUUCCUGUGGAUGGCUGUGGUUGCCCUGAUAAUACCUAUUUAGACAAUCAGAAGACGUGUGUGCCCAUCUCCAAAUGCCCAUGUUACUACAAGGGGUCGUACCUGGAACCAGGGGAUUAUGUCACAAAAGAUGAAGAGCGUUGUGUUUGUCGAAAUGCAAAGCUCCAGUGCACUUCAGUAACUGUAAAAACGGCAGGGACAACAGAAUGUCCUCCUCACAAGACAUAUUUUGACUGCAACACAUUCCAGAACUGGACUUCACAAACACCAGUACAACUUAGCUGUCAUACUCCUCGAACUGAUCAUUUCCAGGCAGAGUGUGUCUCAGGCUGUGUGUGUCCUCAAGGUCUGUUUGAUGAUGGGAGAGAGGGCUGUGUUGAGGAGAAGGAUUGCCCAUGUGUUCAUAACAAUCAGUGGUAUUCUCAUGGAGAUGAAAUAACAGUGGACUGCAAAACCUGUAUCUGCCAAAGAGGAGGUUGGAGCUGUACCAAAGGUGGUGUGUGCUAUGGGACUUGUACCAUAUAUGGAAGUGGCCAUUAUAUCACCUUUGAUGGAAAAUUCUAUGACUUUGAUGGGAGUUGUGAAUAUGUGGCUACUCAGGAUUUUUGUGGUGACAAGAAUUCUAGCAGCUCAUUCAGUAUCAUCACAGAGAAUGUCCCAUGUGGAACUACAGGAGUAACCUGCUCAAAGGCUAUUAAAAUGUUUCUAGGGAACACUGAACUGAAGUUGGAGAACAAGGAUUAUAAAGAAAUUCAGCGAGAUGUUGGUGAUGAGGUGCAUUACAGAAAAAGGACAGUCGGCCUCUACCUCGUUAUUGAGGCUAGCAAUGGCGUGAUGCUUAUCUGGGAUAAGAAGACUACUAUUUUCAUCAAGCUGACCCCUGAUUACAAAGGCAAAGUGUGUGGUCUCUGUGGCAACUUUGAUGGCAAGUCCAACAAUGACUUUACAACAAGGAGUGGAUUGCAGGAGACUAGUGCUCUGGAGUUUGGGAAUUCCUGGAAACAGUCUUAUACCUGCCCAGAUGUCACAGAAGAGAUCCUGCCCUGCAGUGUGAAACCACAUCGCAAGUCCUGGGCAGAGAAGGAAUGCUACCUCAUCCGGAGCGCAGUCUUUGAAAUCUGUCAUUCCAAGGUGGACCCAACUCCAUUCUAUGACGCUUGUGUUCAUGAUGCCUGCUCUUGUGACAGUGGUGGAGAUUGUGAAUGCUUCUGUUCAGCAGUUGCUGCGUAUGCUCAAGAAUGUAUCAAGGCUAAGGCCUGUGUGUUCUGGAGAACUCCUGAUAUAUGCCCAAUAUUUUGUGACUACUACAACCCUCGUAAUGAGUGUGAGUGGCACUAUGAGCCUUGUGGCAGUGACAUCCUGACCUGCAAGAUGAUCAAUAAUGUCAGCACCAACUUCUCAGUGCCGUACCUGGAAGGUUGCUACCCCAGAUGCCCUCCAGAGAAGCCCAUUUAUAAUGAAGAGACAAAGAAAUGUGAGACCAGAGAUGAUUGUGGGUGUUACUUCAAUGGAACUUAUUAUGAACCUGGGAAAGAAAUACCUACACAAGAGAACUGUACAAGAUGUGUCUGUGUCUCCUCAGGAAUCACAAACUGUACAACAGUCCAAGGCUGUCCUUGUGUGAUCAAUGGAACAAGAUAUGAAGUGGGACAAUUUGUGGGGCAAAAACAGGAAGGUGACAUAUGUAUAAGGUAUAUGUGCGGAGAAAAUGGAUCUAUAGUUGUUGAAAGUAUUCAUCCUUGUGUGACGACACAUUCGCCUGCAACCACUACAACUCCCGUUGGUACUAGUACUCUUACCACAGUUACCUCUACAAGCCCUCCAGGGACUACAACUUCAUGCCUUGGAUUAAUUUGUAACUGGACUAAGUGGUAUGACGUUAGUAAACCUGAAGAAGAUGGUGGUGACUAUGAAACCUACGAUGCAAUUAGAAAUGAAGUUGGAAAUGAAAUAUGUGAAGUUCCUGAAGAAAUUGAAUGCAGGGCUAAACAUAGUCCUGAUACAAGCUUAGAGGAGCUUGGCCAGAAAGUGGAGUGUAAUGUUACGUAUGGACUAAUCUGUAAAAACGAGGAGCAAAGCGGUAUCUGGACUCUUUGCUAUAAUUAUGAAAUCAGAGUGUCCUGCUGUAAGUGGCAAGAAGUUCCUUGUGGAACUACACCGAGUCCAGCACCACCUGCAACUUCCACCACCACCAGCACAACAAUAGUGACGACCACCACACCCUGGCAGCCAGUAAUUACUACCACACGCAAACCCACCUCACCUACCGCAAGCCAGUCCACACCGCUAUCUACCACCCCAGUAACUUCAACCACCGCAGCAUCCUGCGACUGUAUCUGGACUGGCUGGAUUGAUGUGAGUUAUCCAUCUUUGGGUGAAGAUGGUGGUGAUGAUGAAUCCUAUGAGAACAUCCAGAAGCAUGAGCCUCUCUGGGUGUGUGCCAAGCCUGAGAAUAUUUCGUGCAGAGCAAAGAAAUUCCCGGACAAUUCCAUCAAAGAUUUAGGGCAGAAAGUGGAAUGCGACAUUAACAAAGGGCUCACUUGCAGGAAUAAAGACCAAGACAUAGGGGGUGUGAUCCCAAUGCGAGUCUGCCUCAAUUAUGAGAUCAGUGUCUGCUGCAUCCCAAACAGACCGGACUGUAUUUCAAGCACCAUCUCUACCACUCCCACCACUAGUACAACACCAAGUAUAAUCACCAGGAUCCCACCGCCUCCAACCUCUGAACCUCAGAAAACACAAUACACAUCUACUACUAUUACUCCUUCAUCUACAUCGAUGCCAACAACUAGGAUUACAGAAAAACCCAGUACAGUAUCCCCCACAACCACCGGUCCACCAUUGCCACCAGGGUCAACAAGCCCCCCGUCAGUCACAACGUCUGGCGUCCCUGAAACCGGAUCAACCACCGAAGCCACCACGCGUGGACCCACGCCCUCAGGAAUGACCUCCCCCACAGCCACGAUCGUAGCAACCACGACCACUGGGCCCCCUCCGACAGGAUCAGCUACCACCAGCACCAGCAGCCCUACGACGAUUUCUUCAGAAACCUCGUCCCCCCUGUUGCCCACAACCACCGGUCCAUCAUUGCCACCAGGGUCAACAAGCCCCCCGUCAGUCACAACGUCUGGCGUCCCUGAAACCGGAUCAACCACCGAAGCCACCACGCGUGGACCCACGCCCUCAGGAAUGACCUCCCCCACAGCCACGAUCGUAGCAACCACGACCACUGGGCCCCCUCCGACAGGAUCAGCUACCACCAGCACCAGCAGCCCUACGACGAUUUCUUCAGAAACCUCGUCCCCCCUGUUGCCCACAACCACCGGUCCAUCAUUGCCACCAGGGUCAACAAGCCCCCCGUCAGUCACAACGUCUGGCGUCCCUGAAACCGGAUCAACCACCGAAGCCACCACGCGUGGACCCACGCCCUCAGGAAUGACCUCCCCCACAGCCACGAUCGUAGCAACCACGACCACUGGGCCCCCUCCGACAGGAUCAGCUACCACCAGCACCAGCAGCCCUACGACGAUUUCUUCAGAAACCUCGUCCCCCCUGUUGCCCACAACCACCGGUCCAUCAUUGCCACCAGGGUCAACAAGCCCCCCGUCAGUCACAACGUCUGGCGUCCCUGAAACCGGAUCAACCACCGAAGCCACCACGCGUGGACCCACGCCCUCAGGAAUGACCUCCCCCACAGCCACGAUCGUAGCAACCACGACCACUGGGCCCCCUCCGACAGGAUCAGCUACCACCAGCACCAGCAGCCCUACGACGAUUUCUUCAGAAACCUCGUCCCCCCUGUUGCCCACAACCACCGGUCCAUCAUUGCCACCAGGGUCAACAAGCCCCCCGUCAGUCACAACGUCUGGCGUCCCUGAAACCGGAUCAACCACCGAAGCCACCACGCGUGGACCCACGCCCUCAGGAAUGACCUCCCCCACAGCCACGAUCGUAGCAACCACGACCACUGGGCCCCCUCCGACAGGAUCAGCUACCACCAGCACCAGCAGCCCUACGACGAUUUCUUCAGAAACCUCGUCCCCCCUGUUGCCCACAACCACCGGUCCAUCAUUGCCACCAGGGUCAACAAGCCCCCCGUCAGUCACAACGUCUGGCGUCCCUGAAACCGGAUCAACCACCGAAGCCACCACGCGUGGACCCACGCCCUCAGGAAUGACCUCCCCCACAGCCACGAUCGUAGCAACCACGACCACUGGGCCCCCUCCGACAGGAUCAGCUACCACCAGCACCAGCAGCCCUACGACGAUUUCUUCAGAAACCUCGUCCCCCCUGUUGCCCACAACCACCGGUCCAUCAUUGCCACCAGGGUCAACAAGCCCCCCGUCAGUCACAACGUCUGGCGUCCCUGAAACCGGAUCAACCACCGAAGCCACCACGCGUGGACCCACGCCCUCAGGAAUGACCUCCCCCACAGCCACGAUCGUAGCAACCACGACCACUGGGCCCCCUCCGACAGGAUCAGCUACCACCAGCACCAGCAGCCCUACGACGAUUUCUUCAGAAACCUCGUCCCCCCUGUUGCCCACAACCACCGGUCCAUCAUUGCCACCAGGGUCAACAAGCCCCCCGUCAGUCACAACGUCUGGCGUCCCUGAAACCGGAUCAACCACCGAAGCCACCACGCGUGGACCCACGCCCUCAGGAACGACCUCCCCCACAGCCACGAUCGUAGCAACCACGACCACUGGGCCCCCUCCGACAGGAUCAGCUACCACCAGCACCAGCAGCCCUACGACGAUUUCUUCAGAAACCUCGUCCCCCCUGUUGCCCACAACCACCAGUCCGCUAUUGCCACCAGGGUCAACAAGCCCCCCGUCAGUCACAACGUCUGGCGUCACUGAAACCGGAUCAACCACCGAAGCCACCACGCGUGGACCCACGCCCUCAGGAACGACCUCCCCCACAGCCACGAUCGUAGCAACCACGACCACUGGGCCCCCUCCGACAGGAUCAGCUACCACCAGCACCAGCAGCCCUACGACGAUUUCUUCAGAAACCUCGUCCCCCCUGUUGCCCACAACCACCGGUCCAUCAUUGCCACCAGGGUCAACAAGCCCCCCGUCAGUCACAACGUCUGGCGUCACUGAAACCGGAUCAACCACCGAAGCCACCACUUUGGGACUAUCCCUAACAUCAAUUAGAACUACUCCAGUGUCUAGCACGAUACCCGUAGCAACGGAAGUCACAUCCACUGUUUCAGCUACUACUUCUGGAACAACUCCAACAGAGUCAUUCACCACCACUUCAGGAACAACUCCUACUAGUUCCAGUACUACCCCUGUAACUACCACCACCUCUUCACCUGGUUCAACUAGUACCUCUGGGCCAACUACUGUCUCAAGCACAGGCAGCACUUCAGAAGUUUCCACUUACAAUACAUUUACUACAGCUAGGUCAACAAGUGCUGUACCACCUACCACCCCUGGAAAAAAUUGUUCUAUUUACCCUAAUCAGACUUUUUCGUCAGGUGACUCAUGGUGGAUAUGUAAAUGCCUAAAGGCCAUAUGUAUAGAAGACAACGAGGUCAAGGUGAUUCCAGUAAUCUGUAAUCCACCUCCUAAACCUACUUGUACCAAUGGCCUUGCCCCUGUGAAAGUUAUUGAUAAGGAUGGAUGCUGUUGGCAUUGGGAGUGUGAUUGUUACUGCACAGGCUGGGGAGACCCGCAUUACGUGACUUUUGAUGGACUGUACUACAGCUAUCAAGGGAAUUGUACAUACGUCCUUGUGGAAGAGAUUAAUAAAUCAGUUGACAACUUUGGCGUCUACAUUGAUAACUACCAUUGUAAUGCACAUGAUGCAGUCUCCUGCCCACGAACGCUCAUUGUGAGACAUGAAACUCAGGAAGUGCGCAUAGCAACAGUCCAACCAAAUUCUCUAAAAGUAGAGGUGACAGUAAACAAACAGGCAGUGGCUUUGCCUUACAAAAAAUUUGGUUUGACUGUCUAUGAGUCAGGCAUAAAUCGUGUGGUGGAAAUUCCUGAACUUAAGAUGAAUGUAACCUACAAUGGCUUGUCCUUUUCUAUCAGAAUGCCCUACAGUCUAUUUGGCAACAACACUCAAGGACAGUGUGGUACUUGCAAUAACAACACAGCAGAUGACUGCAUGUUACCAAAUGGAAGCAUUGCAGAAAACUGCGAAACCAUGGCAGAUCAUUGGCAAGUGGUCGAUCCCUCUAAACCACAGUGCUCUUCAGUCGUAGUUCCUACAAAGGUGCCUAGCACAACCACAGGCCAGCCCUGCAAAGAAUCUUCAAUCUGCCAGCUUCUUUUAGGAAGUGUGUUCGAGAAGUGCCACAAAUUCAUUCAUCCUGAGAAGUACUAUGCAGCCUGUGUUUUUGACAGUUGCACACUUCCCCAGUUAGACCUGGAAUGCUCAAGUUUGCAGGUCUAUGCUGCCACCUGUGCUGAUCAAGGCAUCUGCAUUGACUGGAGAACUCAUACCAAUGGUGUUUGCUGUAAGUAUUUUUGCCCUGCACACAAGGAAUAUAGAGCAUGUGGUCCUAUUAAAGAGCUGACCUGUAAAUCAAGUCCAGAGCAGCAAAACCAAACUGAAACUAAAGAAGCGGAAGGCUGUUUCUGUCCUAAUGGAACAAUGCUGUAUGACUCUGGUGUGGAUGUUUGUGUAAAAACUUGUGGUUGUGUUGGAUUGGAUAAUAUACCAAGAGAGUAUGGGGAAAAGUUUACAGUAGACUGUAAAGACUGUAUUUGCCUGGAAGGUGGAAGUGGCAUUGUAUGUGAGGCUCACAAAUGUGCUGAACAAAAUAAGAUCAGUUGUGAUGGAGAAGGCUUCUAUAAGGUCACUGAAGUCAAUUCUGAAGAUCCCUGCUGCCCCAUUAUCACCUGCAAAUGCAACACGAGCUUGUGCACAACCAAACCCCCCAAGUGUGAGCUGGGAUUUGAAGUUUAUUCUCAUAUUCCCAGUGGCCAGUGCUGUCCUGCGUACCAGUGUGUUUCCAAGAGGGUUUGCGUACAUCAAAAUGCCGAGUUCUUGCCUAAUUCCUCAGUCUUUGUUGAUAAGUGUCAGAAUUGUUUCUGCACUAAUGAAGUUAACGUCACUACUCAACUGAAUGUCAUCUCAUGUGAACAUGUUCCUUGCGACACAUACUGUGAACCAGGAUAUGAGCGUCAACCAGUGAAAGGUGAAUGUUGUGGAAAAUGUGUGCAGACUAAGUGUGUUAUACAUACCUCAAAAAGUUCUGUCCUCAUCUUGAGUCCUGGAGAGUUUAAAAAUGAUCCUUACAACAACUGCACCAUUUAUAGCUGUGUAAAUAUUCACAAUCAGCUUAUCUCCUCCACGUCUGAGAUAACCUGCCCAGCAUUCAAUGAGGAGAACUGCAAACCUGGAACUGUUACAUUCUUACCUAACGGUUGCUGUAAAAAAUGUGCACCUCUGGAUAGCCCCACACCAUGCUCUGUCCGUCAAAGAAAAGACUUUAUUGUCUAUCAGGGCUGCCAUUCUCUGACAAGAGUUGACUUGACUGAAUGUGAAGGAACAUGUGGAACCUUCUCACUAUACUCUGCAGAGGCCAAUUCUAUGGAGCACAGCUGUUCCUGCUGCAGGGAAGCAAGGACUAGUGUAAGGGAAGUGGAACUGAAAUGCCCCACUGGGCACUCACUAAGACAUAAGUAUGUAUAUGUGGAAAGCUGCAGCUGUCAAGACACUGAAUGUGACAUCUCAAAGUCCAUCUCAAAGUCCAAAGAGUCCACAAGCACAGAAGAAAAUGACAAGGAGAGCGCUCUGAACCGUAUCAAGAGGGCUAUCAGCUUAACAUCAAAAUGAAGGGGAAAAAGCUAACAGCCUUCAAGUAAAGGGACUAUGCACCAUUCUCAUCUUCCUUGACUAGUUCAGAACUUUGCUUUUCCCAGUUAUUGUAUCCUAUGCGUUCUCU
Molecule: messenger RNA, 9976 nt
Organism: Struthio camelus australis
Lineage: Eukaryota; Metazoa; Chordata; Aves; Struthioniformes; Struthionidae
Source: RefSeq, a predicted model, not a curated record